Messenger RNA from Pocillopora meandrina, 1958 nucleotides. NCBI's taxonomy places the organism in Eukaryota, Metazoa, Cnidaria, Anthozoa, Scleractinia, Pocilloporidae. The record is from the annotation of a GenBank genome assembly.
AUGACAAUUGCAGCCAUGGAGCCAGUGCAACCUGGAGAUGGUAAGAAACAUUUUGAAAUGUCUUUAACCCUUUAACUCCCAUGAGUGACCAAGAGAGAAUUUCUUCUUACAAUAUCAACACAAUGUCAACUAGAUAAGUGAUGGGAAUAAAGAAAAAUAUCAAUUGGGGGAUAAUUAGUUGAUCCCAUACUAAAUUAUCUGAACUAACAUUGAAAGAACUGUAUGGUUGACAGUAAGGAGAAUUACAAAAUUUUAUCUGGGAGUUAAAGGGUUAAUGUAUCUAGCCAGAGUUAAAGAAAUUAUGCAUAAGAGAUUUCAAAGACAUUGCAUCCUGAACUAGGAAAUGAAAAUUGUGAAUGAGAAAUCUCAAGUUCUUUUUCAAACCUUCCUCCAGAAGUUUUUGGCUCAGCCUUGAGAUAAAGCACUUUUAAAUUCAUUUUCAAAUUAACCAAAUAGAGUCUAACUAUCGUAAAUCAUUUGUUGAGUGACAAGUAAAUAAAUGUUUCUCUUAAGCUCAGGCAUUGAUUUUUUCAUUUUGGUGUGCAUGAAAUGUAUUUACCAAGACUAUCUGUGAAACUGGAUUAAAUUCUGGGGAGGGGGUGGGGAUAGGCUGUAAUGAACUAGCACCCCAUCCAGGGGCAAUAGACAUACUCCUUGUCACUAUAUGCUAUGGAAGGCAGGGUGUGCGCCAAGGAUGUGCCACCUGAUCUUUGAGUGGCCACAAUUUCAUUAUUAAAAACAUGUUGCAUGAUUUGAUGCACAGGGGAGGCUUCAUCACCAGAUUACAGUCAGAUAUACACCUUGCUAGGUAGAGUGAUGCGAGGUCAGCCACCUCCUGACCUCACCCCUCUUAGUAAGUAAUGUUCUGAAUAGAUAUAAUUUUAGGCCAUACCUAAGGAAUACCAGUACAUCCCCAACCUUAGAAAAGUCUAUCAUGGAGAAAUCUUAUACAUAGAGCUAGCUCCUCGGGUUGUGUUCUUUAAUAAGGUUUUUUAUUCAUUCAGUUUUCUACUUCAUCUAGGGCUGUUAAUGAGAAAAUGCCAAGGACACUCCUGACAAAUUGUUGAAGAAUUAUGUGUUAUGGACUGACAGACUAUUGUGCUGUAAAUACCCCCAAUAAUUUCACGGAGUUUCAGGCUUAUUUUUAAGUACCCCACUCUUAGAACUAAAGACUUGCUCUGGGUUUUCAUUUUUAGAGGAAGUUAGCACUUUUCUAUCUUGCACUUUGUCCUCAUUUUUUGAGCAACAACUACACUUAAAUACUUUGAGCUCAACGUUUUUCCCAGAAUUGACAAGAAUUAUUCGCUGCACACUAAGAAGUGCUUGGGAUGUUUCUAAAUCCAUAGCUUUUGUGUUCAACUCAUUUACUUUAAAUUGUUGAUUUUAUUUUUAUUUGUCUACAUAACCUUGUAGCUCUCAAUAACAUUCUCAUAUUAACAACUUUUUCAUUCACCAUCACCCACAGGAUUCUGAACAAAGACUCAUUUAUGUUUACAUCCUUGACCCCAAAUGUAAAACUCUAAUCAAUAUAAUGAGUCUUUUCCUUCUUUUUUCACUGCAGGUGCUCAAGUUAUCUUGGACUUGAUGGCAGACCUUGAUCGUCGUCUUGUAGGUCAUGACAUUAGUAGCCAAGUAAACUUUAUCACUAACAAGUACAAAGAAGUGAUGCAGAGCCAAGAUACUGCCUCAUCUUCAGAGCAGACACAAGUUCCUUCAGGUCAAGCUGAAGCAGCAUGCAGCACCUCUGAUCCAGGUGCCAGUAGUUCUGGCAAACCAAAGACACCACUGUCUUCUCUAAAUCCCUUGAAUGUUCCAGUAACAUUACUUAAUCUGAAGAAAUCAACUCCAGUUUCCAGCUCACAGUCAUAAUCAGUUGAAGUAAAUAUGUAAAAACUAACUCAAACAACAAUUAUUUCUGACAAAUACUUUAUGUUCUCUCCUUCAAUACUCAUCAAGUG